Molecule: messenger RNA, 584 nt
Organism: Calidris pugnax (ruff)
Lineage: Eukaryota; Metazoa; Chordata; Aves; Charadriiformes; Scolopacidae
Product: YTH domain-containing protein 2-like
Exons: 2
Coding region: 52-480 (142 amino acids)
Source: RefSeq, a predicted model, not a curated record
GGUUUGCUGUUGCAACUCAGACUGAAGUGGCAUAAUUUAUUUCUGCGUCGUAUGCGAGCUCCUUUUAAACCGUGGUCUCCAGUUGAUGAAACAACUGUAAGAGCAGUUGUAGCUGUUCUAAGUGCUGAAGAACAGUCUGCAGGUUUGCAGCAGCCUUCAGGAAUUGGUCAGAGACCAAGACCUAUGACUUGUGAAGAACUUCCUGUAGCAUCUACGUGGAGGUCAACCAACAGCAGAAAAAGCUCAGCAGAAACUGAAUUCGCUGAUGACUCCUCUAAUGCUGAAAAAAUGUUAAUGAAAUCUACGCCUCCCACACUUCACCAGCCAAAGAAGUACAAAGAAACAAACAGUUUGCACUCCAAGCGAACUUCAGAUGACAGGUCAGAUCAAUCAUCAGUGAAGUCUACAGACAGCAGUAGCUAUCCUAGCCCCUGUGCUAGUCCUUCUUCUCCAAUGUCGGGAAAGGUAGAGUUCUCAUAAACAAAUUACCCUUCUCUUCAGAAUUAAUGGAAUUUCAGAAAUAAAUUUGUGUCUUGAUAUCUUUCAGCAACUAUCAAGUAAAUUAAUAAAUUAAGAUAAAUAAA